This is a messenger RNA of Orycteropus afer afer, 1144 nucleotides long. RefSeq names its product transmembrane protein 30B (gene CDC50B). Gene Ontology annotation, biological process: phospholipid translocation. The record is from RefSeq and is a predicted model, not a curated record. Gene Ontology annotation, cellular component: Golgi apparatus; plasma membrane; endoplasmic reticulum. NCBI's taxonomy places the organism in Eukaryota, Metazoa, Chordata, Mammalia, Tubulidentata, Orycteropodidae.
GUCCAGCGCUCCGUUCCACUCUGGCUGCCAUGACCUGGAGAGCCGCGACGCGGGGCGCCCACCAGCCGGACAACACUGCGUUCACGCAGCAGCGCCUCCCCGCCUGGCAGCCGCUGCUGUCGGCCGGCAUCGCGCUGCCGCUGUUCUUCUGCACGGGCCUGGCCUUCAUCGGCCUCGGCCUGGGCCUCUACUACACCUCCAACGGCAUCAAGGAGCUCGAGUACGACUACACGGGCAACCCGGGCACUGGCAAUUGCUCGGUGUGCGCCGCGGUUGGCCAGGGCCGCGCGCCACCGCCCAGCUGCUCGUGCGCCUGGUACUUCUCGCUGCCGGAGCUCUUCCAGGGCCCCGUGUACCUGUACUAUGAGCUCUCCAACUUCUACCAGAACAACCGGCGCUACAGCGUGUCCCGCGACAACGAGCAGCUGAGCGGCUGGCCGAGCGCGCUGCGCAACCCGGCCAACGAGUGCGCCCCCUACCAGCGCAGCGCCACCGGCCUGCCCAUAGCGCCUUGCGGCGCUAUCGCCAACAGCCUCUUCAACGAUUCCUUCUCGCUGUGGCACCAACGCCGGCCCGGUGGGCCCUACGUCGAGGUGCCGCUCGACCGCACGGGCAUCGCCUGGUGGACCGACUACCACGUCAAGUUCCGCAACCCGCCGCUGGUGAACGGCAGCCUGGCGCUGGCCUUUCAAGGCACCGCGCCCCCGCCCAACUGGCGCCGGCCGGUCUACGAGCUCAGCCCCGACCCCAACAACACGGGCUUCAUUAACCAGGACUUCGUAGUGUGGAUGCGCAUCGCGGCGCUGCCCACGUUCCGCAAGCUGUACUCUCGGAUCCGCCAGGGCAACUACUCGGCCGGCCUGCCUAGGGGCUCCUACUUCAUCAACAUCACCUACAACUACCCGGUGCGCGCCUUCGGCGGCCACAAGCGGAUCAUCUUAAGCAGCAUCUCGUGGAUGGGCGGCAAGAACCCCUUCCUGGGCAUCGCCUAUCUGGUGGUCGGCUCUCUCUGCAUCCUCACCGGUUUUGUCAUGCUGGUCGUCUUCAUUCGCUACCAGGACCAGAACGACGAGGACGAGGACCAGGAGUGAUCCCUGCUUUACGCCAACACUCUCUAGCAAGCUUCUUUUGGCUGCUUCCUCCC